Dracunculus medinensis (Guinea worm) is the source of this 537-nucleotide messenger RNA. The record is from the annotation of a GenBank genome assembly. NCBI's taxonomy places the organism in Eukaryota, Metazoa, Nematoda, Chromadorea, Rhabditida, Dracunculidae.
AUGCAUUGCCUGCGGGGAGGUAAAGCUGUGCUUCUAUCCUCAAAUGAUUCCCUAACAAAAAUCUUGCCUCAUCUUACCAAGAGCCAAUUGAGCGAACAUGAGCGAGGCAAUUUUUUUCAAAUUAGAGAAUGUUUACGCUUGGAAAAUCACUGGAAAAAUGAGAACAAAGAAUCGUGUUUGACUAAGAUUCAUAGCAUCAAAAAGGCGAUACGCGGCUUGCAUUUAAGAAGAACUGAAUUGCAAAAAGAUUGCGUUGCAAAACACGAUUUCGUCGAAAAUAUCAAAGAUCCGAACCAGAAACCAUCUUUUAAGGAACGAAAGUGUAUAAAACUAGAUAAAUUAUUUAUAAAUAAUAACAUAUGGAAGAAAAAACAAAAAAGAAGACGCACGUUGAGGAAAAGAGAUUUAAAAAGGGAAAUUUGCCAUCAGGAGACGAAGAUUUGGCAUAAAUUCUGUACGAAAUUAUCAAAAUGUUGCUCAGCAUUUAAUAAGUUAGUUUCACGACAAACUGCCAUGUUACGCUGUUCUAUUGUAUGA